Messenger RNA from Schistosoma curassoni, 1376 nucleotides. The record is from the annotation of a GenBank genome assembly. NCBI's taxonomy places the organism in Eukaryota, Metazoa, Platyhelminthes, Trematoda, Strigeidida, Schistosomatidae.
UUGAGUUAUGUGCGUGCUUCAAAGUAAAAUGUGCUUUGCGCGUUACAAGUGACUUCGUGGAGUUAUGAACGCGUUGAUGGAUAAUGCCGUAAGAAAACAUUUCAGAUCUACCACUCUGGUUUUUCUCGACCGAGUCUUUAAGCACUUACAAUCUAUUUUAGAGUUACCGUAACGAAGCUAACAACUGCGGUAUUGUAAGUGCCACUUCAACCUCUGAAGAUGAUCAGCUGAGUUUAUGCUGUCUCUGUGGUCAAACGUUUCCAAGUAUCAAGUCCCUUCAUAUGCACAUUAAUGUUGUACACGAAGAAGUUGCAGACUCUUUUGAUUUUCAGUUAACAGAUGGUGAAAACGACGACUCUCAUUCAGUCACCUUAGGAUCGCGGAUCUCACUGUCAUCUAGUAGUGAGGAAUUUAUAUCCAAGCCUGAAACUCCAGUUGUUUGUCCGAAUUGUAAAAAGCCGUUUCCUGGUCUCACAAGUUUGCGAGUUCAUAUAGAUUCUGUACAUCAUGGUAAUCGAAUACCUCAAUGUGAUUAUUGCAUGAAAAAGUUUUCCACAUUAUCCUACCUUCGAAUGCAUAUUUCUACUGUUCAUGAAGGUGUCCGUGCAUAUUCUUGUAAUAUCUGUGAGAAGAGUUACACUCAAAAGCACUCUUUGAAAAAACAUCUUAGAAAUUCUCAUUCAAUCUCAUCCAGUCAAGACAUACUAGAUGAUUCAGGACCAACUAAUGGGGUACCGAAUAAAUCUAGUCAGUCUACAUGUUCCAAUGAAAUGCGUACUUUUAAAUCACGCAAAAGGUUACUCGUUGAUUCUCCAAUCAUACCUAAUUCCUGUAGUCCUAUUCCAUCUAGGUCGAACGAAGUGGACGGUCCUGUUUCAUUGGAAACUAAGAAUCGCCAAAUCAGUUGAUGACAUAAAUACAUUCGAUUAACAGAUAUUCCUUCGGAUAAAACUUUCGUGCAACUUUUUUGUAUUUAGACGCACAAAUAACCAUGAACCUUCCAAUCUUCAAGCAGAGUAUUUUUAUGUCUACCUCAUCAAUUAAACUGACACCUACCUCAGUUUAUAUGGUCUCCAUUAUUGCAUUUAUAUAGUUCAAAUGAUAACUUUUCAUACCAAAAACCGGUUCGCUGCAGAUUUUUUUGAGUUUUUUAAAUUUGGUUUUCAAACAAUUGAUUAUUAACACAUUCUUUGUAUUAUGUACUAAAUCCAAUACUUUUGCUAUCUGAACACUGUUCUUUGAGCUAUUUUUGGACCAAAUCUUAUCUUCAUCUGUAUUCGCGAUCUCAUCUAAUGUUGAAUUUUUUUCAAAUAUUUUUGGACUUUGUCUUAUUUCUCAAUGCUUUGUGACGGUUGAUAUAUAUAUAUAUAUAUAUA